AUGACUCGAGCACUCAACGCCAAGAACAAACUUAGUUUUGUCGAUGGCUCUCUUCCCACUCCUGAUUCGAACUCUCCUGAAUACAAACAAUGGAACCAAACCAAGGACAUGGUUCUUACCUGGAUUUUAAACUCCAUUAGUCCAUCUCUAGCCAACUCCCUUGAAUACCACACCAAUCCACGAGAAGUUUGGAUUGACCUUCAAUCUCGUUUCAGCCACGGCAAUAAUGCCCGUCUCUAUCACCUCAAACGUGAGCUUUCCUCUCUGCAACAAAACACCACCUCUAUCCAUGAGUAUUACAACCAUAUCAAACAAAUAUGGGAUGAAUUAAGCCAUCUUCAAAACAACACUGACCUCAAGGAUUUGCAAAAACAAGUAGACGAUGAACGCGUCUUCCAGUUUCUUCUUGGCCUAAAUGAUUCUUUUGCCCAACUCAGAACCCAAAUCCUAGCUAUGGAACCCCUCCCCCACAUUACAAAAGUUUUUUCUAUCUUAUUUCAGGAAGAGCAGCAGCGCCUCCUGCACAUCCGCCCACUGCCGACAGAAUCCAUGGCCUUUGCAGCAGCCAACUCCGGCACCACCCGAAGUCAUCUCCGUUGCACUGAAUGUGGUAAAACGGGUCACACCCGUGACCGAUGCUGGAGAGUUAUUGGUUACCCAUCAGGCCGCGACCCACGCUCCAAGCCACGCCCAUAUCUGCUCGGCAAACCACCGUCUGGUUUGGCUCUAGUCGCAAAUCAAGCCUCUUUCUCCUCAGACCCUUCGCCAGUACCGGGAUUAACGCCGGAGCUCUACCAAAAAUUGCUGGACUUGCUCACCCCGACACCCUCUUCCUCCAAUUUUGUCGGACCCACAGUCGACGAGGCUGAUUGGAGUGGGUGAUUUUUGCAAUGGACUUUAUGUGUACCGGUCCAACAAUGUUC
This is a messenger RNA of Juglans microcarpa x Juglans regia, 923 nucleotides long. RefSeq lists its product as uncharacterized. Bases 1 to 882 code for a protein of 293 amino acids. Lineage: Eukaryota; Viridiplantae; Streptophyta; Magnoliopsida; Fagales; Juglandaceae. The transcript is spliced from 2 exons. The record is from RefSeq and is a predicted model, not a curated record. Gene Ontology annotation, molecular function: nucleic acid binding; zinc ion binding.